Molecule: messenger RNA, 876 nt
Organism: Penicillium malachiteum
Lineage: Eukaryota; Fungi; Ascomycota; Eurotiomycetes; Eurotiales; Aspergillaceae
Product: HET domain-containing protein
Exons: 3
Coding region: 1-876 (291 amino acids)
Source: RefSeq, a predicted model, not a curated record
AUGUCUACUUUCACCCAUCCAAGCCUUCCUGGGCCUAACCUGACUCGCAUGAUUCACCUUUUGCCGAGCAAGAAUACAGACGCCCCAUCGGACGGAGCUGGCGGGUUACACAUCUAUGAGGCUCUUUCCUAUUGUUGGGAGAGUAAUGUGAGGUCUGAGUUGAUAAAGAUCAACGGCUGUGCUUUUCUCGUCACGAAGAACCUCCAUUCUGCAUUACUGUAUCUUCGUAACCAUCAACUUCAGCGAACAUUAUGGGUGGAUGCUAUUUGUAUCAACCAAGAUGAUUUGGAUGAGAAGAACGCACAAAUUCCACUCACGCGGAAUAUCUACGCCCAAGCUGGUCAAGUGAUCGUCUGGCUUGGGGAGGGCCGGGACGGAAGAGACAAGGCGCUUGAAGGGAUUCAGUGUAUUGCAGGUCAGAAUGAAACCACGCAAUCCAUGAGAGAGUUCCGUGAUACAAGUUGGAAGCUGCUUCAGCGAGAUUGGUUCCGCAGGAUCUGGGUUCUUCAGGAAGUUGGUGUCGCACGAUCUGUAUCGAUUAUGUGUGGCCCUGUUCAAAUCAGCGGUCACGCUUUCCGCGAAGGAUUGAGUAGACUAGGACUUCCUCCUAGCCUGCAGUCUCAGAUUAGCCCAGUCGCUUAUCUAAUAAAUGGCGUAUCUUUUCGACCAAGACGAGAAACUGAUCGUCGUGGAGAGCUUUCUAUAGGAGAGUUGAUCAGCAUGUAUUGCAAGCAUAGUGCUACUGUGCAGCAUGAUCGAAUAUAUGCUUUGCUUGGUUUGAGCUCCGACGGCGCGCAGUCAGUUGCUCUACAACCAGAUUACAGGCUUCCAUGGCAUGAGGUUUUCAAGAAUGUCUUGAGCCAUAUAUUCCCAUAG